CUGAAUUUCAGAAAUGGAGCAGAAUUAUUUUAACAAAUCGAAAAAAGGAAGUGGCUUUGCAUGGAAAAUGCCACAGUGAUCCUCUUGAUAUUUGAUUGGUACGACCAGAAGAAAGUUGGGAGUUAUUAGAGAAAAGGAUAUUCGGAGAAGAACGUUGCCCUAAUGAACUAAAGGAUGUUGGAGAAAAAAUAGCCCAAAAGUGUGAUCGGCUUCCUUUGGUACUUGAUUUGAUCAGCGGAGUCGUUUCAAGGAUGGAAAAGAAAGAGGCUUUGUGGCUUGAAGUUCUCAAUAAUUUGAGUUCCUUCAUUUUUAAGGAUGAAGAGGAAGUGAUGAAGGUUAUACAAUUAAGUUAUGACCAUUUGUCAGGUCACCUAAAGCCGUGCUUAUUGUACCUUGCAAGUUAUCCAAAGGACGAAGAUAUUGCGAUCUCUUGGUUAAAGGAUUUAUGGAGUGAUGAACUUGUGGAACCAACUGAUUUGAAGAGUGUGGAAGAAGUAACGGAGGUUUAUGUGGAUGAGUUAAUUUCUAGUAGCUUGGUAAUAGUGAGAGGUGGUAGGCACCUGAGUUGCCAAAUUCAUGAUCUUGUGCAUGAUUUUUGUUCGAUUAAAGCUAGAAAGGAAAAAUUGUUUUAUUUGAAGAGCUCAAUUUUUCUGUCUUUAUCCUCUUCUUCAGAUAUGAUGCUGCGUCGACGGACCAUUAUUUAUGAUGAGGACAUUCAUUCAGAUGAUUCUUCCUUUUUCAGUCCAGAAAAGAGAAAUCCUUGUGCUAAACACCUCCUCUCUUUGAAGAUAGAAUCUGGAUAUCUGUAUAACUGGCACCUAAGACACCUGAGGCUUCUUAAAAGGCUGGAUCUGUGGGGUAAAAUUUUGCCAGAUACUUUUCUGAAGGAAAUAGGCAUGCUUAUUCAUUUGAGGUGCUUAAGGAUUGAGUUGAAGGCAAAAGCUCUCCCUCCAUCAUUUUCAAACCUCUGCAAUCUAGAAACUCUGGUGGUGGAUAAUAGUGGAUCAAACCUGGUAUUAUCCCCUACUAUCUGGGGUCUUGCAAAGCUACAAUAUGUGUCCAGCUCUGAUUGUUCUGUCUUUGAUUCGGAUAUUGACAAACUAACAAAGUUAGAGAAUAUGACAACCUUAGAGUGUCUCAACCUCUCUUGUUCGGUAGACUCAGAAGAUAUUUUCAAAAGAUUUCCCAAUCUUCGAACCCUUGGAUUCGUCAUGGAUUUUUCAGCAGCAGAGCAGAUAUAUUUUCCCAGAUUGGAUGUCCUUAAUAAACUCGAAAGAGUUUAUGCUAUAUUUGAGUGUUUUAGGCAUACACAUGUACAUCAGUUUGAUUCUCACUUACCUUUGAGCUUGAAAGAAGUGAAAUUGGAUGGCUGCACUGUCAGGAAUUGGGAGAUCACUACCCAACCUUCAAAAGCUGGAACUAUUUGACGCAAGAAUCCAGGGUGGAAAAGAAUGGAAAAUGGAACAAGUCACCUUCCACAAUCUCAAAUCUCUACAACUGGUUUAUAUGUUUUUUGCUAAAUGGCAGGGAGGAAAGAUAUAUACGAUAUUGUACUGAGCUUAUAGAGAUCCCAGAGAGUUUUGGACAUAUUGCUUCAUUAAAGUUUAUCUCAGUGUUGAAUAGCCCUCGGUUUAAAGAGUCGGUACUCAAGAUUAAGGAAUAUGUUGAAGAAAUGACCGGAGAAGAUAAGCUUGAAGUAGAGUACUAAAGCAGGACAUAAAUUUUUCAUUCUAUCUUUGAAUAAAAUUUGAAGUUAUAUUGGGAA
Messenger RNA from Capsicum annuum, 1765 nucleotides. RefSeq names its product putative late blight resistance protein homolog R1B-17. Gene Ontology annotation, molecular function: ADP binding. NCBI's taxonomy places the organism in Eukaryota, Viridiplantae, Streptophyta, Magnoliopsida, Solanales, Solanaceae. The record is from RefSeq and is a predicted model, not a curated record.